Molecule: messenger RNA, 8568 nt
Organism: Pungitius pungitius (ninespine stickleback)
Lineage: Eukaryota; Metazoa; Chordata; Actinopteri; Perciformes; Gasterosteidae
Gene: pcdh17
Product: protocadherin 17
Exons: 5
Coding region: 856-4281 (1141 amino acids)
Biological process (GO): homophilic cell-cell adhesion
Cellular component (GO): plasma membrane
Molecular function (GO): calcium ion binding
Source: RefSeq, a predicted model, not a curated record
CCCCACCACCACCAGCAGCCACCCCACCGACAGCUACAGCAGACUCGUGCCUGAAUGCGGGUCUGUAGCUGAGCACCUCCUCGGCAGCUGUCGCUCUCUGUGAGGACUUUGACGGGGACGGCGCACAAGGACAAAACAAUGACACCACGGGAGCCAGUCAGUCAGAGGUGUCUCGGGCGGGCGUAGGAAACCUGGAUCUACCUUUCUGCACAUCUGGAAUUUUUUUUCUUCUUUUCUUUUUCCAUUGACUUCAGUUUUCCUGUCCCCGAAGAAGGGUGACUCAGUGCAGACCGAGGGCGAGCCGUGGCAUCCUAAUCGCGCAGCGGAGAGGACUUCGGCUCAUUGACAUUACAGUCAUACUUUCCUGGAGCACUUUUUUUUUCUUCUUCACUGCGCCGCACUGAAGCUUUUCCGCGUGCAGCGGAGGCUGGUCGCUUCCCCUCCUACACAGCUUCCACACAGGAAGGAAACGGGAUGAACCCUGCUGCCACUGACUGCGUGGCUUGUAACAGUUAACGCUUGAUCACGGCGGACUAUUUGGCUUGCAGCCGUUUGUUUGGGUGGCAUGACUGAACACUUACAAUGACUAUUCUGUUUGGAGACUGGAUCGUGUUUAUUGCUCAGAUGAGUCUGGGCGCUCAGCUGAAUAUAAAUUAGGUGUUCGGCACCACAGAUAGCUGGAAGAGGAAGAGAGAGGCCGAGCAAAGACAAUCCGCAAAGACAAACGCCAAGGUCUCACACGAUGAACAGACCUCUUCAUUUGAUCCCGAUUAAUAGAAACCUAUUUGAACAAAAUAUCAACAGGUCAAAGGAGGCGUAAUCAACACAGAUUACAGCAGCUUUUACGGAGUGGGGAUGUAUCUUUCCAUUUUCUUUUUCCUCCUGUUAUGGGCUCAAGCCCUGACAUUGAAAAACUUGAAUUACUCUGUCCCGGAGGAACAGGGUCCGGGGACAGUGAUUGGGAACAUCGCCAAAGAUGCCAGACUCGGACUCGAACAGGUUGGGCCGGGAGGACAGGGUAAGAAAGCCAACUUCAGGGUGCUGGAGAACUCCGCUCCGCAUCUCAUCGACGUGGACCCCCAAAGCGGACUGCUGUACACAAAGCAGCGCAUCGACAGGGAAACCUUGUGCAAGAGAAACCCAAAGUGCCAGCUCUCCAUGGAGGUGUUUGCCAAUGACAAGGAGAUCUGCAUGAUCAAAAUAGAUAUUCAGGACAUUAACGACAACUCACCAAACUUCCCCUCGGAUCAGAUUGAUAUUGACAUUUCGGAAAACGCAGUGCCAGGCACGCGCUUUCCUCUGACCAGCGCGCAUGACCCAGAUGCAGGGGAGAACGGCCUGAAAACCUAUCAAAUAACACGCGAUGACUACAAUCUCUUUUCCUUGGAGGUUAAGUCCCGUGGGGACGGGACAAAAUUCCCCGAAUUAGUUAUUCAGCGGCCAUUGGACCGAGAAGUACGAAACCAUCACACCCUCAUUUUGUCAGCCACUGAUGGGGGGGAAUAUCCUCGGUCGGGUACCAUGCAGAUAAAUGUUAAAGUUAUUGAUUCCAAUGAUAACAGCCCAGUGUUUGAUCAGCCUUCAUAUGUUGUGGAAAUCCCUGAAAACUCCCCUCCAGGUAAAUUGCUGAUCGAUUUAAACGCCACUGAUCCUGAUGAGGGAAACAAUGGACAAGUAGUCUAUUCUUUCAGUGGGUAUGCCCCGGAGAGAAUCCGGGAGCUCUUUUCUAUAGAUUCCAGAACAGGGGUCAUAAAGAUUCAAGGUGAAAUUGACUACGAAGAGAGCCCUGUUAUUGAGAUUGACGUCCAGGCCAAGGAUCUAGGUCCCAAUCCAAUCCCAGGGCAUUGUAAAGUCACUGUGAAAGUGUUGGACAGGAAUGAUAACUGGCCGUCCAUUGGCUUUGUGUCCGUGAGACAGGGAGCCAUCAGCGAGGCAGCACCUUCUGGCACCGUCAUUGCCCUGGUCCGCGUCACAGACAAGGACUCAGGCAGGAAUGGGCAGCUUCAGUGCAGAGUACUCGGUAAUGUCCCUUUUAAACUUGAGGAGAAUUACGAUAACUUCUAUACCGUGGUGACGGACAGACCUUUAGACAGAGAGACACAGGAUGAGUACAACGUUACCAUCGUGGCCAAAGACAACGGCAUUCCUCCUCUGAACUCCACAAAGUCCUUCACUGUAAAAAUCCUGGAUGAAAAUGACAACGUUCCUCGCUUCACCAAGUCGGUUUACCUACUUCAAAUACCAGAGAACAACAUUCCCGGGGAGUACCUGGGCUCUGUUCUAGCACAUGACCCAGAUCUCGGCCAGAACGGCACAGUGUACUACAGCAUAAUCUACUCCAAUGUGAGCGGGGGUGAUGUCAACACCUAUGUCAACGUGAACGCUGCUAAUGGAGCCAUCUAUGCCGUGAGAUCUUUUAACUAUGAGCAAAUCAAAUAUUUUGACUUCAAGGUUCUUGCUCGAGACUCCGGCGCUCCACAACUGGAGAGCAACGCCACAGUACGAAUCAGCGUUCUGGAUGUCAACGACAACAUCCCCGUUAUAGUCCUGCCGCUGCUUCUAAACGACACUGCGGAAAUCCACGUGCCACGCAAUGUCGGCGUGGGCUACAUUGUCACCACGGUGAAGGCGGUGGAUAACGACUAUGGCGAAAGUGGGAGGCUCACAUACGAGAUCUCUGAUGGUAAUGAAGAGCACCUCUUUGAGAUGGAUCCAGUGACCGGGGAGGUGCGAACAGCCCACCCGUUCUGGGAUGAUGUGAACCCCCUUGCGGAGCUUAUCAUCCGAGUGUCCGACCACGGCAAGCCAACCCUCACUGCUGCCGCCAGGCUCCUCGUCAAGGCGUCCAAUGGACGUCCUCCAGAUGGACUGCCACGCACAAAGGAAAAUCUGAACUGGGACAUGUCCCUUCCUCUUAUUGUAACCCUAAGCAUUAUAUCCAUCAUGCUUCUGGCAGCCAUGGUGACCAUAGCGAUCAAGUGCAAGCGAGAAAACAAGGAGAUCCGUACCUAUAACUGUCGCAUUGCUGAGUAUUCGCACCCUCAGCUUGGGAAAGGCAAGAAGAAGAAGAUUAACAAGAACGACAUCAUGCUGGUGCAGAGCGAGGUGGAGGAGCGGGAUGCCAUGAAUGUGAUGAAUGUGGUAAGCAGCCCUUCCUUGGCCACCUCUCCCAUGUACUUUGACUACCAGACACGCCUGCCACUCAGCUCACCAAGGUCAGAGGUCAUGUACCUCAAGCCCACUGCCAAUAACCUCAGCGUGCCCCAAGGCCACGUGGGAUGCCACACCAGCUUCACAGGCCCAGUCACCAGCACUACAGACACACCUACUAACCGCAUGUCCAUCAUACAGACGGACAAUUUCCCCACUGAGCCUAAUUACAUGGGUAGCAGACAACAGUUUGUUCAAAGUAGUUCGACAUUCAAAGACCCGGAGCGAGCGAGCCUCAGAGACAGUGGUCAUGGGGACAGUGACCAGGCCGACAGCGACCAGGACACCAACAAAGGCUCCUGCUGCGAUAUGUCUGCAAAAGAGGCCCUCAAGCUAAAGGCUACGGGAGUGAAACCACCGCCUUUGGAGCAAGAUGAGGACUGUGUGAAUUGUACGGAGGAGUGCAGAGUACUGGGUCAUUCUGACCGGUGCUGGAUGCCCCAGUUCCCGGCAGGAGGAAACCAGGCAGAAGGUGUCGACUACCGCAAUAAUAUGUUUGUGCCAGCGGGCAUGGAGACUGUGCCGGAGGCAGAGACCUACGAGACCGUCAACCCCAAUGGCAAGAAGACGUUCUGUACCUUUGGAAAAGAGAGGCGCGACCACACCAUCCUCGUCGCUAAUGUCAAGCCCUACUUGAAGGCGAAACGAGCCCUCAGUCCACUGCUCCAAGAGGUACCAUCAGCCUCCGGCAGCCCGACCAAGGGCUGCUCCACCAUGUCUCCCUGCUCUUCAGUCAAAAGCCCGGCUGACGGAGCUGAAGGCAAACCGCCUCCUGCCACUUGCUCCGGCCACUACGGGCCUCCUGAUGGUCAGUACCUGUCCCCGAACAAACAAACCAGAGACCAGGGGGUCUACCAACCCUUGCCUCACUCAGACCCAGUGGCUAAAGUGCUGGCAGAGGCCCGCUCCAGGAUCAGCCAGGAGGCAACGAGGGAAAUGGAGUGCGUUCUGGAGCAAGUCGAGCCCGACACCAACCGCGACAGAAUGGACGCUGGCCAGGUGGUGAGGGACAUCGACAAACUGUUGCAGGACUGCAGAGGAAGUGAGGCCACUGGGACACUCAGAAAGUAACAAAGAGGGAGUGUGAAAAAGAGGGAAAAAAAAGAAUAAAGGAGGUAGAGAGAAGAAUAUAAAGCUAUUCUAAAAACUCUCAUGCCAGAACUGUUACCAAAACAAGUAGAAACGGAUAAACGGCUCCUCCGACGGGAGCUCUUUUCACUGUAUUUGUUUUUGAAAAGUACCAACAUUGGACCAACAAUGAGAACAUCUUAAUGUCAUUUGGCACCAGGUUGGGUCUAGGAUCCCAACCAACAAAACGGAACUGGGGAACAGACAUCUGAAUUCUGCUGACUUUCUAAAAUCUUUUUGUUUUGGAUUCUUAAGCAAAUUGCAGAGGCUUACGCCUCUGGCACCUCGCGAGCUAUUAUCUAAGUGCCCACCAGCUCAUAAGUGUGUUGUUCAUGGUCUCUCGUGAAAUCCUACAUAUCUAAGCGUGUGUAGGUGGAUUUCUGUUAUGUGUGAUGGCCAUAGAAACUGAUUGAAAAAGGACUAUUUAUGGUCAGACAUGACAAUCGAUGUGAAAACAGUAAAACAAAAAAAACAACAAAAAAAAAAACAAAUCUGUUUUGGACAGUAAAAGACCGAAAUACACAAAACAACCUUAUCUCUCUUGACUUAAAUAUAGGUGUUUAAUGUGUGAUGGAUACUGUAUCUGAACAUGAAGAGAUUGGUUAAUCAGGGGUGUGUUUGCAGGGAUCAGUUAUGGACCUGGAGACGGAGCGGCUUAAUUGCUGUGCUGAAGGAGAAUUAUUAACAGUGUAAUCAUGAUUCACUCGUCAUUCGUAGCCACAUGUGUAAGCUGUGUCUGUCUCACGCCUCUAUUUAAACAUUCAUGUUGCUGACUGGUGUAGUUGCAUGCACCAAUUGUACACGCAUUUUACACACGUGCACUACACCUUGCUCAUACAUACGCUGACACACUCACAUGCACUGACGCCCUUACAGACACACACAUACACACUAAUGCUUAAACACAACUGGCCAUCGGUGUAAUUGUCUUAUACACGGACAUCAUCAGCUUUCAGUCCCUUGUGUACAGUGAAUUAUCAUGUGUGUGGCUUUGCCUCAAGGCAAUCACAGGUUGUAUAAAAAGGGACAUUUUCUUCCUCAACUGUGAAAAGAUAAAAUCUAUACCACAAUAUAGAUGACUAUAUGUAUAAAUUCAUGUAUAGUGUCCAAAUAUUAACUACAUAUUUAUACAUUUUAUAAGAAAAAAUGGAAUGAGGAAUCUCAGCAAAAGGUGUCCUUGAGUUAAGGUCAUGUCAUCUGCAAAGGACACUGCCAUUGUUUUGAAGACAAAUAUCCAAAAAUAUAAAUAACAAGAAAUUGUCCCUCCACAUUAUCACUAUACAUAAUAUCAUUAUAUGUGUAAAUGUAUCCAAUUUAGAUGUGUUUACAUAAAAAAACUGACAUAAUUUCAUUGAUUUUACUGCAAUUUCUGUGCAUUUGAGCCAAAUUGUUAUGUGUACAAAAGCUAUAUUGUGUAUUUUAUUAAAUUAAUAUAUAGUUGUGUUGCAAUAUACAUGGGCUUAUAUUGUAUUUGGCAAAAGUUGCCUUAGUAGCUGUCGAACUCUGUGAGUUUGCUUUAGUUUGGGUUUUCGUGUUUCUUUUCCUCUCUAUUCUGCGUCUUUGCAGGCUGGCUUCAGUGCUUUUGCGAUGUCGCCUCUUUUUACCCGAAGGUCCUGCUGGAUCAAAUACAAAAACUGUUGAAGCUAUAUGAGCCAGCUGAUUUAGGACACAAUUCAAACCAACAACAAAAAGCAACAACCGCAAGAUAACAGUUUGAAUAUUUUUACUGAGCAGAUUUUUACAGGGCAGCUAUUUUCUUUAACAAUACUAGUGUGCGUAUCUCUUGUGUUCCAUAUGUUUUUACUUUUUCUUUCCAAAAAAGAAACCUGCCAUAUGGAAAGUGGAGUGGUUUCCUUGGUGAUCAUAAAACUGCCUUACUGUCUCUGCGGAGAGCUUGUUGUAUCUGUGGAGCUUGUGACUGCUUAUAAAGCCCUGGUCAACCAGAAUGUGCAUUUUCUAUUAAGGCCUAAAACAGGUUCUUUUUCAGUAGUCCGUGUUGUUUAUGUACGUACUCCUUCUCGAUACAUGUUAUAAUUCUCAUAUUUUGCAAAGAAACAUGACAUCUGAAAUUCUAUCAAAAGUCACUUUGGAUUUGAUGUCUUAGCGGUUUAGGUACACGGUUCACUUAACCAAGUGUCUUCACAUUCAGGCUUUCUUAAAAGAAAUGAUACAGACAUUUAUUUUUGAAAAUUUUGGCACAUUUCGGCCACUCUCUGAAAUAAGGGAGGUGCUUUUUCUAAUGUACUCUGAUAGUAAAAGCAGAACAGUAGGCUAUUAGACUAGAUAUGUUUUGGAAAAUAUGACUACAAUCACCAAAUCCGUUACAUGCAGCCAUGAGAGGGAACAAUGACUUCAUUCAUGGUGUGUUCAUCAUGAAGUGCGUGUGAGCCGAGUUGGGAUCUUGACAGCAGAAACAACGCAUUCUGUCUUGCAGACAUGUCGCAUCCGAGUGUUUUGGUAUAUCUUGUUCUUGCUUCUUUUUCCUAAUCGAGAUACAUGUUUGGAUAUUCUCCUGUCACUCUGCCAUUUCUUCUCUAUCUUUUGCCUUCUUGGCAUCUUUGUUAUCUCACUAUUAAUUUGCCUACUUUUCUUCUCUUCAGUUCUUUGCUUUCUUGCCGCUAAGGGAGCGAAGCAACCGUUAGCUUUUUCUCCUCUCUUUCGUCUGCAAAAGUGUUUGGUUUUGUUUUUUUACCCUUGCUCUUUCCCUGCGAGAUGGCAGAGGCUGUUUUUAGAGAGGGCUGGCAAGAAUUGACAGAGGAGUAAAGUAUUCAAUGUUAUUUAUAAACAAGAUUGUUUCGUCAUGUCUCUCAUAUCUGGAUGAAUCAAGCAAUUCAGAUAUUCCCAUUUAUACAAUCAGUUAUAAUAUGCUUUUCAAAGUGUGCACUGCGACUGUGAUCUUGAGAAAAAUGCUGUUAUGUGUCUGCACAUGCACACUCAUGCAUGCACACGAACACUUCGGCACUUCAGUAGCACACUGCCGUUCAUUAAAAUGCAUGACCCCUUAAAGGUAAUGUGAAGGCUGAAAGAGAGGUCAAACACUACCCGAACAAAAUGGACUUGAACCCUUUUUUCUUCAUGGUAAUUUUUCUCUUCCUUUUCUAUCUCAUUGUGCUUCUUCUUCAUGCUGGAUAAAGAAUUCUCUACUGUGGGCGUGUUUGUGCGUUGCUUUGCUUUAUGCGCUUUUAUACCCCAUAUUGUUCAACUAGACCAUUCCUUUCUUAUUUAAUUUAUUAUUUAAUGUUGCACAUGUACUAUAUAGAUUUAAUACCAACUCACAGAUAAAUUAUAAGAUUUUUGAUCAAAUAAAACAAAGUGCAGAGGUCAUCCAAAAGCCACUGUCACACUUCAGGCACAUUUAAACUGCUGUUCCCUUGAAUGGAGAUCCUGUGGCCUAGUAAACGAAAUGAGCCCAGUCCAGUGGAUGGAAGGUCCUCUUUUAAAGCCAUGUCCCCUCUCUCAGGCUAUUUGCUGUUGAAUAGAACAGAGGCUGCUCCUGAGGUCAACACAUAGUUGGAGAUUGAGCAUAAUGCAAGGCCUCUCAUUAUUGUCUAAUUACACACUGUUGGUGCAUCACACACUGUUUGCAGUUUUACCAAGUGAUAAGGACAGGGCCUUGUUGAAUGUGGCUAACCGCCUCCAGUCUCUGAGUGAGGCAGGUGCACGCUGACUCAGACAGACACUGCUUUACACAUAUAGAGUCAACAUGUCCUUUUGGUUAGUUAAAACAAGCACCCAAUGUUUGUCAGCGUCGUCCCUUCACCCCCAAAGCCCACAUGGAUAGCAUAGGGCUCCGUGCUGGUUUAAAGACCAGAGACAUUCAUUUGUAUGGAUUAUUUCAACCGCUAUUGUCUAAAGGCUGUGUUCAUUGUGAUCUAUCUGAAAAAAAAGGUGAAAAGAUCAAAUAAAAAUGCUAUUACUAAUAACGUUUGCUCUUGUCCUUGUUUGAGAUGGUGGAAGACUGUCAAGUCAUCGCUUUGAUUUAAUUUCUCUUCUCCCAAAACACUUUCUUUUUUUGCUCCUUCAAGCAUCGACGCAGCCAAUUUUGCCUUGUCAAAUAGGAUUGCACUGUUUACUGUCACAGUGCCUAGAUAAGAUAAAAAAUUCCUUUUUCAAUUGUGUUUUGCGGUUUGAAAUGUGCUUUUAAAUGUGCUUACACCUUGUAAUGAGGCCGACACAAACACACUGAAACUGUUUCUUUGGGCAAAUCAUUAUAUUCGAUCACAUUUUUGC